Messenger RNA from Diachasmimorpha longicaudata, 1933 nucleotides. RefSeq names its product BRCA1-associated protein. Gene Ontology annotation, cellular component: cytoplasm. NCBI's taxonomy places the organism in Eukaryota, Metazoa, Arthropoda, Insecta, Hymenoptera, Braconidae. Gene Ontology annotation, molecular function: nucleic acid binding; zinc ion binding; ubiquitin protein ligase activity. The record is from RefSeq and is a predicted model, not a curated record. The transcript is spliced from 5 exons. The coding region runs from base 166 to 1839 and encodes 557 amino acids. Gene Ontology annotation, biological process: Ras protein signal transduction; protein ubiquitination.
ACCAUCUGAUUUCCCAUCAAAACAACAGAGAAGGUCACAAGGAUGUGUACUGUUCUUCACAGACAACAAGAAAAGUAAACAGAAAAUCUCGUUCGAUAAUUCAGAAAAAUCAAGUCGUCGUGUCCAUCAAUAGUAAAAUAAAAUGAGCCUCUGGCUUAUUGUGUGAUGUCUUCAACAAUACUGGUGUCACUCUGCGUCAUUCGCAUUGAAAUCGUAGACCCGGAGGCAGAAGAGACAGCAAGUACAAUGGCAGCUAGGAAAAUGCGAGGAAGACGAGAGCCUCGUGACAUCACAGUGGAGAGUUACGCAAGUGUCACUGAGGGCCCAGUUCCUUUGUUGUCCUCUCAGGGAUCGAGUAAACCCCACUCAAGGCCAAACUCGGAGGAGUCCUCGUCCUCGUCGAAUCAGAUUAAUGCAGCAACUGUUGAAGGAGCUCCAGCGAACACAUCGUCAACGGAUCAGAUCAAUUUUAUAUCUGGGAAUCCCUUCGUAGAGGUCACCAAAGGGAUUUUGCAUCUUUAUAAGGAAGAAAAGUUAACUGAGAAACAUUCAGCAGCCGAUCGUAGUCACACAAUAUGCAUCCUGUCAGUCCCAGCGACAAUGACCUGUCACGACUUGCUGACAUUCACAGCAGCUUGUCACCAGGACAUUCAGCAUUUCCGGAUUCUCCGAGAUAACAGUCCCAACCAGUACAUGGCCCUCAUCACAAUGCGUUCGUCUGCUGCAGCGAACGAGUUCUACGAGACGUUCAAUGGUGCCCCUUACAAUUCUCUCGAACCCGACGUUGUUUGUCACAUGGUUUUUGUCUCGAGAGUUGAGGUUGCUGACAAUGGAAUGGCACUCGCUGGUCACAUAGAACUGCCUUCUUGUCCGGUCUGUUUGGAGAGAAUGGACGAGAGUGUGGAUGGAAUACUCACGAUAUUGUGCAAUCACACGUUUCACUCGAGCUGUUUAGUCAAAUGGGGUGACAUAUCGUGCCCAGUAUGUCGUUAUGCACAGACUCCUGAGCCUGUGGCAGACAGCCACUGCAUGGAAUGUGCUGCAGGCACAAGCAACGAGGCCCUGUGGAUUUGCCUGAUCUGCGGUCAUAUUGGUUGCUCCCGCUACCACCAAGGUCAUGCAUUUGAGCAUUAUCGUGACACACAUCACUGCUACGCAAUGCAACUAGGAAACAAUCGUGUCUGGGAUUAUGUCGGUGACAAUUUCGUCCAUCGUCUGCUUCAGGAUAAGGAUGGCAAGAUGGUCGAGGGUGGACAAGAGCCCACGAAGGGCGAGGGUGCAGCUGUUGAUGAAAAAGUUGAUGCUGUGCAACUGGAAUUUACGUACUUACUUACUUCUCAGUUGGAGACACAGAGACAGUACUUCGAGGAUCGGUUAAAUCGCAUUGAACAACGAUCCUCCUCGGAAAUUGGGGAAUUGAGGGAAAAAUUGAAUUCAAUAUCAGACGAAAAUUCACAUAUCAAGGAGAAAAUAAUAGCUCUGACAAAAGAGAAAUUAUCGUUGGAAAAGCGAUUGCAGACGUCGACGACAAAAUUGAAUCAGUCACAAUCUGAAUUAUCUGAGGAGAGGGAGCUUCGGCAGGCCCUCCAGUUGAAUCAGACCUCGUGGCAAACGAAGCACAAGCAACUGCAGGACGAACUGAAAGAGAGCAAAAAUACCAGAGACAAGGAAAUCCAGGACCUUAAAGAGCAAAUACGAGACCUGAUGUUCUUCUUGGAGGCGCAGAAGCAGAUCGAAAAUUUAACGGAUAAAGACGACAUAGCUGGAGGUACAAUAAUCGUCCCCGAGAGCUCCACAGCGACUCCCAAAUCUCGUACGCGAAGAAAUCGAAAACACUGAUUUGAAUUAAAAUUGUCAUAAUCAAGCGAAAAUAUGGAAGACAGAUUUUACCUCAAUCAAUGAAUAACAGAAUUUUUAUUUAAACUCAAUCAAA